Molecule: messenger RNA, 399 nt
Organism: Ceutorhynchus assimilis (cabbage seed weevil)
Lineage: Eukaryota; Metazoa; Arthropoda; Insecta; Coleoptera; Curculionidae
Source: the annotation of a GenBank genome assembly
AUGAAUCUAUUAUCAACUUUAUUCGUUGCGUUUAUUGCCACCCAAGCCGUCUUGGCUCAAUAUUAUGGACAUGGACAUGAAGACCACCACGCUGUGCCUCAUUACCAAUUUGAAUAUGGUGUCCACGACCCUCACACGCACGACAUUAAAUCGCAAUACGAACACCGUGAUCAUGAUCAUGUCAAAGGAGGUUACACCAUGAAAGAAGCAGACGGAACUCACAGAAUUGUCGAAUACACUUCUGACCCUCAUCACGGAUUCCAGGCUGUCGUUAAAAGGGUAGGUCAUGCCCAGCACCCAGCUCAUUAUGGUAAACAUGGUCAUGGUCAUGAUUAUGGUGGUGUUGGUGGUACCAGUUAUGUCAAGACUACCCAUUGGGGACAUGGAUCUGGAAAAUGA